ACAAAAUGGCGAGGAAUUCCGGGAUGGGACGUAAAUCGAGUCGUGUGUCAUUUUAACCGAUCAGUCUCAUUUCGCACAGAACACUCAUGUCAGGGAAAUCUUUCGAUGUUCAUUAUGCAUCAUCUAGCUACUCUGCCACGGUUGCCAUUAUUUUCCUUUUCAACCUACUUGUUGGUGUGGGAAUUCUUGCCCUUCCAUCAGCCAUUGCCAAAGCUGGAAUUGUUGCAGGUGUCCUGUGUCUCAUCACUGUGUCUUUCAUGGCAUUUAUUAGUGUAACUUUCAUGAUUGAAGUGCUAGCAACUGCUAAUGCUUGGCGAAGAACAAAAUCAGUUUCUAGAAAAGGCAGUGCGAAAGGAGGCUUGCUUCAAAAUGAAAAUGUGGAAGGAAAAAAUCAAAUCAAGGUUAAGACCGAUGUAAUUUCUCCCCCAUUGUUUGAAAUUGAAGAGAAGUUUGAGAUGGGAUAUUUGUCAGAGAUGUUUCUUGGAAGUGUGGGAUCUACUUUCUUCUAUGCAGUUCUUUGCUUGUAUUUAUAUGGGGAUCUUGCAAUUUAUGCAGUAUCAGUUGCCACAACGUUAGAGCAAGCUGUUGGAGCCAGCCAUCAAAUAUCUUAUUAUUCCUUCCUCUGGGGUUUUAUUAUGUUCAUUGGACCAUUUUGUUUCUUCAAUUUCCAAAAAACUAUAUAUCUUCAAUUGUUCACAAUGGUAAUGAGGAACUCUGCCAUGGUGUUAAUGAUUGUUUUGACACUACUGGACAUUGCAAAUGGACACAGAGUACCAACAGACCAGCUGAUAUUAUGGGAUACAGAUAAAGCUAAGGAGGUACUAAUUUUUUUAUUACUCAUCUUUGUUUGCUGUGUAUCAUGUUCUAUAUGAAUGAUGAUGAUGAUGGAAUAAGUUUUAAAAAAAUAACCCUG
Molecule: messenger RNA, 913 nt
Organism: Stylophora pistillata
Lineage: Eukaryota; Metazoa; Cnidaria; Anthozoa; Scleractinia; Pocilloporidae
Product: putative sodium-coupled neutral amino acid transporter 12
Source: RefSeq, a predicted model, not a curated record